Molecule: messenger RNA, 5525 nt
Organism: Spirometra erinaceieuropaei
Lineage: Eukaryota; Metazoa; Platyhelminthes; Cestoda; Diphyllobothriidea; Diphyllobothriidae
Source: the annotation of a GenBank genome assembly
AUGGUCGAGCGGUUUCACCGCCAGCUGAAGGCCUCCCUAAGCGCCGCAGCCGAUCCGGAGAACUGGACAGACCACCUUCCCCUGGUCCUCUUGGGCAUCCACUCCGCUCUGAGGCCGGACCUUGAUUGUUCCGCAGCUGAACUGGUGUUCGGUGCCACCUUCCGACUCCCCGGUGAGAUGAUCUCGCCAACCCCACAAGGUGCAGUUGAGGAUCCCACCAACCUCCUGCAUCGCCUCCGGCAGUUUAUGCGGACACAUUCCUCGGUUCCUCUCAGGUUCUCCGCCUCUCCGUCUUAUCUCGAGAAGGAAUUGGCAACGUGUUCUCACGUCUAUCUCCGAUGUGAUCGAGUCCGCCGGCCCCUGGAACCACCCUACGAUGGCCCCUUACGAGUUAUCUCUCGUGGGACGAAGAACUUCCGCAUCCAACGCGGCACUCGCGAGGAGGUCGUGCGCGUGGACCGUCUCAAAGCUGCCGUCCCGGACACUCCUCCGGAUGAGCCCUGUGGUCCCCAACCCCCUGCUCCGCCUCCCCGACCCUCUAUUCCACCGUCCCGUAUACUUCCUCUGUCCCCAUGUCCGCAACCCACAACUGCAACUACUCCUUCAUCAACCAACAACACUGUAACCGCGAGCCAUACUCACUCUACUACUGUGCCCCCUGUAUAUAUCACCCGUAGUAGACGCCAUGUUCACUUUCCUGACCGUUUGGUUACUCUUGUUUUUAGACAUCGACAGUUCCUUCGGCAUCGCUACGCGCCGCCUUCGGUCUAGCCGGGGGGUACUGUGGCAGUUCGCGUAUCCUCGCCCUCCGCCUUUGUCACGCUGCCGUCCUGUCUGCCUCACACUCCGUGUCGAUGCGCUGCUGGGACGCGCGAGUGUUCGAAGCAAAUCAACGCUGUCCCCACUGUGAGUGGCUGGCAGACGUGGAGACAACGAAGGGCGCACACACGCGCUGACAACACGGACAACAGCUUGCUUGGAGCGCGCUCGCGGCGACUGCCUACAGAGCCCUUGUGUACUCACUUUCUCAGGCAGAAAAGGUUGUCCAACUGAAACCGUCUUCCCUGACUUUUGAUUGAGAAUCUUAAUCUUGUCGACUACACAACAUUCCACAAGCCGACAUCCUACCGAGUCAGAAAUACUAUGGAAGUAUGUUGCUUGAUAAGUAGCCUCACAAUCUCACCUACGCAAUCCUUCCUAAUCGAAAACGCAUUUCAUAAUUACGACCAACAUUUCAUCAGAUCGGUCACGCACUGUACUCCAGAUGAGCGAUGCCCCCGUCACUAGUCACACCGAUAUAAGAAAUGUCGGUCCUAAGUGUCUUAAUGGGAGCUUGGGUUAUGUUUUCACGCAGUGCAGUUGCAUGUCAAAAAAUGGGCAUUUUGGCCAAUGGCAGAUACCCCCGAAAUGCCUGUGCUCGAUAAAUGACAGAUUCCAUAAAGCAAACAAACCCUGGAACUACAACCAAGACAAAUGUGGGCGUAGUCAGGAUUCGUCAGGUCAAAGUUCUUUCAAAAAAGUGUUCCUCGUCACUGCCCAAGAUGCGCACAUUAGCUACAUCAAACGGAAAGUUAUUGAGAACUAACACAACAAAGGUCGGCUUCGGCGGUGUGUUUCAGUCGUCUCGCGUGACCGAACAGAAAGCCUCGAGGGUGGUCGUCGAGUGGGGGGACCAGACUUGUGACCGGGAAAAACAGUACCAUUCGGUGUUCUCGUGAAAGCAGCUUGCUGAAUCAAAGCCGACUAACUGGCACUUAUUGAGAUCAAAGCGCUGCAAAAUGUGAUAGUAUGGUAGGACCUCGGAGAUAUGUGGCGUAAGCAUUUCAUCCUGCCGAAAACUGCAAGUCUUGGUGUGUUGAAUAAUGUGUUUUUCAGACAUAAAUGACAGCGGCGCCUCAGUUGAUGCUGGAUAAGUAAAAAGGCUCUCUGACCUACUAUAUGUGUUUAGAAGAUUGGAGACGAGUAAUUUAAACGCAUGUAAAGCCCGUAGUGAGAGGGCCAACACAUGCUGAAGUAUGAAGCAUUUGCUCAUGUCAUAAAACACAGCGACAUUCUCGCGGCAUCCCUUUGAAUUCUUUUGUUCACUUAAACAUACGAAAAUAAACUGAAUUACUACAAUAUUCCUAGGUUAUGUAUAGACAAAGAAUGGUUUAUCCAGUAGAUGUGCCAACUCAUCAAAUAAUAAUCGAAAUUCCUGUAUGCGUUUUCCUCUCAAAAAGAUUUUUUAAGUAGGUUUGUGAUAUAAAUAACUGUGUAGCGUAAUCCCCUGAUUGUUCAUUUACUUCAAAAGGCUGUCCUUCGAACGAAUCUCGUGUUGGCUCAUUGUAAACAUAUCACUCGGUAAACAUGGCUACUUACUUAGCAUGGAAUCGGCUCACAGAUUUCCGGUGCUCUAAAAAGUUCAAAUAUGUUUCAUAAAAAAACACGCAAAAACAUAUUCAUUUUUUUAACUAAUUUUGUAUAAAUUUGCAUAAUGCCUCGGUUGUAAAAAACGUUUUCAGAUUUUCGAAAAAUAUUGAACCCGGCCUGCUGCUACACUUGCUUUCAGGGUUUCCAAACCACAUGUUGUAUAUUUUCUGAGAACCGAACACCUCUCAUUCAUAUGCACUAUUAAAAGUGGACCAUAUGGUGUCCGUGAGAUUAAAAAGUGGAUUUGCGCCAUACAAGCUUUGCAAACAACAUUAGUAAGUGCAAGUGCAUGAUAUUUUAUGAACGGGCAUUCCACGGUCUUAAAAAUCUCAUAAUAAGAAUCUUCUUAAAAAAACCGGAAUAUAUAAUUUCUUUAAAUAUAAAAUUGGAAGAGGCUUUAACUUUCCACCGAAUAAGUAAGAGAAUGAACAUUUUCAUGCCUGAUUUGUAAGAAAUAUGUUUUAAUUUAUAGGGGCAUCAAACGUUAAUGAGAAAUAAUUGAACUAUUUAAUUAGUCAUUAGUCCUCGGAUGAGUACUCAGUCAGUCGAUUUAUUGAUCAGGCGCCGGCGUGCAGAGCCCAGAACAGUCGCCUACAAUCUCGCCUCAUCCAUCGACGAUUGGCCAGCGGGCGGUAUAAUUGUCGCUUUUUCUCUUUUGUCCACCAUCUCUGACGAUGAAUUCCAGCACGAUUUCUUAAUCCCAGAACAAUGGACAGACUGUUUCAUUGCUCGCCCAGUUUUCUCCUUCACAUGUAGAAAGGAAUGCACAUCUGUGACCAACAGACUGAAGUAAACAAGCAUGAGUUCAGGCGCCCGAAAUGUUGGUCAAAAUUAUGAAAUGCGUUUUCGAUCAGGAACGAUUACUUAGGCGCUGUUGUAAUACUCAUUAUCUUGAAGCAUAAUACUAUACUAUUUCGGACUCUGUAGAAUGUCAGCAUUCGAAUACACUGCUUUCCAAUCUACCGCAUAAACUGUACUAGGUAAAAAAUGACUACUUAUGUAGCAUGCAUUUUUCCCGUUGAUUUUUGAUGGUCCUGGAAAUUCAAAUAUAUCUUAUAGAAACCAUAAACAAAAAUAGGCUUUCUCACAGUCAUUUGAUAGAGAAUCACGUCUUAUUUAUAUGUUAUACUUGACGAAGAAUUAUAAUUUGGUUUUAAAAAAGUCAUUAAUUAUGAAAUAUUUUAAGACCGCGCUAUGUCCAUCCACAUAGCAUCGUACCUGGCCCUUUACCACAGCUCUUUAUGAAAUAUACAACACAGUCCGUAUCAAUUGCCAAUUUUAUAGACUCCGUAUGGUAUCUUUUAAAGGGAUAGAGAAAUAUGUGAUUUACCUACGCGAAUCGCAUGCAUCUUGUAUACUGAAAUCACUUAGCGCUAACGUAACUACUAAUCAGGCUCCAAAUUAUUCGGGAAUCACAAAACUUUUUAAAAACCAAAUUAUACUCCUUCUUCGAAACGGCGUUUAGAGCCACUUCUGCCCCGUUGCAAAUUAAGGCUUUUUUAUGAGGGUGGUUGCAAACGAUUUCGUCUACAAACGUCCCCAUCUGUUCCAGGUCCGUGUUCGUAGUGUCACACAGGGUAAGCAUACAGUUCUUCCUUUUCCUUCAAAAGUCCUAAGCAAAUAAACAAUAGCCUACGUAUAUGAAGCAUCUGUCUAGCCUUGGAGUGCGUGCAGCUCAUUUUCGACUAGUGGACAACGACGCGCUCAGACCUGUCCGCUGAUCGGUAAGGACAAGCUGCUUCGCUGGCCAUCACUCAGUCCGCCGAUUUUGCUCUCUUACAUGUCACAACAUUCUGCAGUGUUGUAAACAAACAGUCUGAAGUAAAUUUAGUCUUUAUUUAACGAACAUUGUGCAGAGGAAUAUGUGGUGGUAAGGUGGUCAGUAUUUUAUGGAAAUGCCUCAGUUGACUGCGUCCGAACUUAUGUAAAACAUCUAUCUAGCCUUGGAGUGCGAAUGAACGAUCAGUGAGCGCCGCCCACCAUUGUAUAUUCUCGAUCGAUACGGACAGGUCAACGGGCCCGUGGCCCAGAGGUUAGAGGCGUUGGACCUCUAACUAACAGGUGGCGAGUUCGCGCCUAGUGUGCCCCACACUUCGGGGUUGAGUAUGAGUGCCUGACGACGGUUAAUAAGCCAGAAAUGGCCAUUCCUGUCUUUCUUGCCUUUGUCGGUAAUAGCAUUAUGUCUACGGACUUUGAUACUAUUUACAUUUCCCUGGAAGUGACCUAUGUAUUACGCUCAUGCUAAAAUUUGCCUUUACUGAAAUUUAGUCCAGGGACUGGCGGCUAGAGUAAGACGCAUCUGCUCUCCUGAAACUGUUGAGGCAGAACUGCAGCAGCUGCAAAACACGCUCCGCGAAAACGGCUAUCCAGAGCGAUUCAUCCUCUGGAAGAUUAGAGAGCGGGCCACAAAACCGGCCGUUGCAACUGCGGAAAAGAAAGACUUAUUUCUAAGACUGCCUUUCCUAGGAGACGCAGCAAGCGAAUUAGUGAGACGACGACUCAGGACAGCUCUCGCGAGUGCCUUCCCCGCGGCGAACUUGCGCGUAUUCUUCGCGAAUUCCCCUCUACUACGGUUGGGGGGCAAAGACCGACUGCCGUUACAGGCCACAACCAUGUGCAUCUAUUCAUUCACCUGCUCCUGUGGAGCGGGAUUUAUUGGCCGUACAACCAGGCGUCUGGAAAAGAGAAUACGCGAACACAUGCCUGCCUGGCUAGGUAGAGGUGAACAUCGAUCGAUUUCGAGUUCAAUUCUCGCACAUCUAAUCGAUACGAACCAUCAAACCGACGCUAAAGAAGCGUUUAAAGUUAUCUACCGGGCACCGGCACACUACUCUAAAGGCCUGCGCAGACGGGUGCUAGCCACAACCGAAGCAGUGGCCAUUCGACUGACGAACCCAGCACUCUGUUGUCCGAAGACGCUGACACAAGCAGUCUGUCUGCCCUGGCCGACUCCAGACAAGGAUCGCACGCCGGCCCGACACACUGAGAGCAGUCACACGCACUCACAGCGCCUACAAUCUAACCGGAACCCCUCUACUUCCCCCCCCUCCCCCUCCAACUCCUUCUCCCUCCCCUCCCACCCCAACUCCAUCGUCCUCAACACGCUGACGCCGUAA